AUGAAACUGCUUACGUACAAUUUUCUCACUUCCAAGUGUAUCCGUGGGGUAAAAGUUGGAUAUCCUCUGAAAUUAAACGUAAGUAACAAGAAAGAAGUUAAUGCUGAUUUCAACUCGGAAUUCAUCACCCGAAUGCUGCCAAGGUUGGAGUGGAGUGCAAUCUGUGCGGCAGCAGCCAAUGUUGGGUCCGAGAUUCCCAGCACCAUGCCCACCGAUAUCCAGAACGAUAUGGAAACGCUGCAGAAACUUCAUCACAUUCUGCUGGAGGUGGACGUAGUCGAGGGUACGCUCGAGUGCCCCGAAACGGGACGCAUUUUCCCGAUCAACAAGGGUGUACCGAACAUGUUGCUAAACGAGGAUGAGGUUUAA
Molecule: messenger RNA, 369 nt
Organism: Anopheles marshallii
Lineage: Eukaryota; Metazoa; Arthropoda; Insecta; Diptera; Culicidae
Gene: Trmt112
Product: multifunctional methyltransferase subunit TRM112-like protein
Exons: 3
Coding region: 1-369 (122 amino acids)
Biological process (GO): rRNA (guanine-N7)-methylation; tRNA methylation; peptidyl-glutamine methylation
Molecular function (GO): protein heterodimerization activity
Source: RefSeq, a predicted model, not a curated record